Molecule: messenger RNA, 885 nt
Organism: Dermatophagoides farinae (American house dust mite)
Lineage: Eukaryota; Metazoa; Arthropoda; Arachnida; Sarcoptiformes; Pyroglyphidae
Source: RefSeq, a predicted model, not a curated record
UAAAAAAAAUAGUUGUUCACAAGUGCAAUUUCAAAAAACAAAUGAAAGUUAAAUUCGCGGAAAAAUCUCAAGAUAAUUGCUGUGAAUCUGGUCAGAUGUUGACAAAUUUUUAUUGAAAAAAAUUGAUAAAUUUUAUUUAUUUGAUUUUCUCGAAGUUAAAAGAAUAAGCAAACAUUUGAAAAUCUUGACUUGAAAAUUUUGACUGUUAUCAUGGAGAAAUCGAAUUGAAACUAACAAAAAUGAAUAUACUCAAUCUGGAAAUAAAUUUAUGGAAAAAAUUGAUGAAAAAUAAAUACUAUCGUUUCAUACACAAUCAUAUCAAUAAUCUAUAUCAUUAUGAUGAAAUAAUACGAAAACAAUACUAUCCACGAUCAACGGAAAAUUAUAAUGAAAAUGAACAAAUCGAGAAAUCAAACGAAAUGAUUCGUCGUCCAUUCUGGAAUGUAAUUGUACCCGGUCUGAUCUGCUGUUUAUAUUCUUUUGGUCUAUUUGUCUAUCUCAUUUGGCCAGAUAUUGUUUAUGUGCAUCCAUUUUUUCUUAUUGUACCACAUAUGUACCCAGCUAAUAUUCGAAUAUAUUGUUCAAUAAUGAGUUUAAUAUGGGGAGUAAACUAUAUAUUUCAAGUAUUCUAUGGCCUUUCAACAGAUUUGCGACAUUAUCAAUUUUUGCAUAUAUUACAUUUAAAUAAAUCGAAUGGACGUGGUUUAGAUCAGGAAAAUCUACGACGUUUACGAUUAUUUCGUGAUCGUGUGUUUUCAAUUCGAACGACUAACAUGUAGUUCAAUUGGAUUUACGGCAUGGAUUGCUAUUUCAUUUGCCGUCAUACAACAACGUCUUUGGGAACAUUCAAUAUUAUGGCUAUUUUUUUGGAGUGCAAUUUUUAUG